AGAAAAUUUCCAGAAAACGAGCGUAGUGGUGGUGAAUCACUGACUCUUCUCUCUUUCGCUCGUCGCUGCGAAAGAGCAUUUGUUUUCGUUUACGCGUUUCUUUUUCUCGUUGAGUGCAUUUGUUCUAGAAUUUGUGUAUUAGUCUAAGAAGAUCAUUACUGUUUACAUACCACCAAUGGAUGAAGCAUUGAAUGAGAAUGCUUCUGGCAGUGAGAGCGAUGCUUCGUCAGUCGCGAGCAAUCUCCAUGAUGAUGAGAUUAUCCCUUGGUUCUUUUCAAGAGAAGAGAUCGAAAGAAACUCACCGUCAAGGCGAGAUGGUAUUGAUUUGAAGACUGAAACUCGCCUACGCGACUCAUACUGUACAUUUUUGGAAAUACUCGGCGAAAGAUUGAAAGUUCCCCAGGUAACAAUAGCCACUGCUAUAUUUUUCUGUCACCGAUUCUUCCUUCGUCAAUCACAUGCGAAAAAUGACAGACAGACGAUUGCAACAGUCUGCAUGCUCCUAGCUGGGAAGGUUGAGGAAACUCCAGUGACAUUAGAAGACGUUAUUAUUGCCUCAUAUGAGAGAAUACACAAGAAGGAUCUUGCUGGUGCUCAGAGAAAGGAAGUAUAUGACCAACAGAAAGAGCUUGUAUUAAUCGGAGAGGAGCUUGUUCUUUCUACAUUGAACUUUGAUCUCUGUAUUAGCCACCCUUAUAAACCUCUUGUAGAAGCAAUUAAGAAAUAUAUGGUUGAAGAUGCUAAGACCCAACUUGCCCAAUUUGCAUGGAAUUUUGUCAACGAUUGUCUGCGAACGACACUCUGCCUGCAGUAUCAGCCUCAUCACAUAGCGGCAGGUGCUAUUCUCCUUGCUGCUGAGCUGCCAACAGUGGACUUACAAUCUUACAGAGAGGUCUUGUGUCAAGAGUUUGAUAUCACACCUUGUCAAUUAGAAGAUAUCCGAGGCCAAAUACUUGAGCUUUAUGAGAGAAUUCCUACAUCUCAAGAAAGCAAAGUUGAAAGUAGUGGUGGUGUGGCCGUAGUGCAUCAACCUAUAUCUAGAGAUAUGGCUUCCACAGAGAAGUGUCCAAGUUCUGAUAUUGAAGGAGGCUCAUCGCAAGUCAAUCUAAGCCAGAGCGAUGAUCAUUCAGUCCACGAUGGGUCUAGGUCUGAAGGAAUUGGAGAGGUGAACUCAGAAAGUGAAGCUCAAAAGAAUCUACAGGACCAUUCUGUUGGUAAUAUAAUGGUUGAGAAAAGUGAUGAUGUUGGGGUCGUCCAAUUGAAGAAAGACUUGCAACUGCAUCAAGAGGAGGUUGAGUCUAAACAAGAGAAAGAUAAGAAGUCAUUUGAAAAAGAUAUAACGAAAAUAGAUUUGAUGGAUGAGAAGGAUUUGACUGAAAGUGAAGUAGAAGAUGAGAUUAACAAAACAAUGCAGACAGGAAGACAAAUCUUUAUGAAAGUUGAGGACCCUGAUGACAACAUGACUGUCGAACACAGUGAGAUUCGAAAUGCAAACAACUCAGGUGUUGAUGAUGAAUUGGUGGCUGAUACUUGUCUGAUAAAUGACAGUGAUUUGUAGGAAAUGGUCGUUGAAGAUGGUGAAAUAGUGGUUUAGAUGUUUAGCUCAGAAGCUUUCGAAGAGAACCAGUUUUGGUCCUGAGAAGAGCUUUUUAACUAGGUGAGUUUUGGAGAGACAACUAUUAUAUGUUUUCUCCAAAAGACGAAGGUUUAGUUUCAAGAUUUGUGGUAGAUCAUGACUUUGAAUCUUUUCUCACUCUUAAGACUUUUAACUACAGUGGAACGAGAGCAAGUUCUCCUUGCAUCGUCAAUGUGUUGUGUAAUGUCCUAAAGUUCUCUUAAACAUUGUGGUAUAGUUUCAAGAUUUGUGGUAGAUCCUUUUCAUUCAAGUAAAUUGGGUUUCAUGAC
Messenger RNA from Arabidopsis thaliana (thale cress), 1905 nucleotides. RefSeq names its product Cyclin family protein (gene CYCT1;2). The transcript is spliced from 7 exons. The record is from RefSeq and is marked reviewed. Gene Ontology annotation, biological process: regulation of transcription by RNA polymerase II. The coding region runs from base 176 to 1558 and encodes 460 amino acids. Gene Ontology annotation, molecular function: cyclin-dependent protein serine/threonine kinase regulator activity. Lineage: Eukaryota; Viridiplantae; Streptophyta; Magnoliopsida; Brassicales; Brassicaceae.